AGGAAAAAAUGAGAAUAGCAGAAAUCUCAACGCCGGAGCACUUUCAAGCUGCCGCCGCACCCGACUCGCAAUCCCCUUCCCAAAAUCAACACAGUCAACUCCUCUCACAAAUUCAAUCCAAAAUCAAACAAACAGAGAGCCAUCCACCCGGGACCCCUCUACCCGACUCGCUCCCUUCUGAACUGCGCCAACUUUUGACAAACCUGACUCAACUCGCUCCCUUCCCCGCCGCCAACAACUCUCUCAAACUCCACCUCUGGAAACUCAGUUAUCGUCUCUGGAACGCCUGCGUCGACUUCUCUAAUGCAGCCGCCAUCCGCUCUCCAUCUUCCAAUCGCUCUUCUCAAAAUGUCACUAAGCUUCGCCAUGUGGCUGCCGAUAUGCUAUCCCUCGCUGUUGACGUCGUCGGAGUCCCUUCUCCGGCUAUAAAAUCCGCAUCGUUCUAUUACAAGACCGGCCUCGCAUGGCACGAUCAUAAAAUCUUUGACCUAGCUUCUACGUGUUUUGAGAGAGCCACGGAUCUUCUCUCCAAGCUCGAUGUAAGUAAAAUAUUAGACGCGGGAGAGAGGAAGCUUCUUUUAGAUCUGAACCUCGCGAGAUCGCGCACCGCAUGGGAGAUUUCAGAUAAAAAUCUUGCGUUAACACUACUGAAUCGGUCGAAAACUCUCCUUUUCGGUUCAUCAGCUCAUUUCAAAGCUCUGGCGAACCAGUUCUUAGCUUUUGCUAAAGCUGUUUUAUCAAGAAAUGAAAACAACGGUAGCUUCAACGAUGUGUUGAAGCUUCUGAAUGAAGCGUUGAAUUUAUGCGAGAAAGGAUUGUCUAUUUCACGAACAAGGGAAGAAACUGUGGAGAUCAAGGAAUUAAAAUCCAAAACGAUGCGUUUCAUCUCAGCCGUCCAUCUACAAAACGGAGAGUUCGAAAGUGUGAUCAAGUGCGUUAAAGUUUUAAGAGAAAACGGUGGUGAGAAAGGGGACCACCACGCUUCGUUGCCGGUUUUGGCAAUGAAGGCGUGGCUUGGGUUAGGAAGGUAUAGUGAGGCGGAGCAGGAGUUGAAGGGUAUGGUUGUAAACAAAGGGAUUCCGGAGGGUGUUUGGGUCUCUGCAGUAGAAACUUAUUUUCACGCCGUGGGAAAUGCAGGGGUGGAAACUACGAAAGGUGUAUUUUUGGGUUUGUUGGGGCGUUGUCAUGUUAGUGCACGCGCUGCUCUGAGGGUAGUUCAUAGGGUGGUAGGGGACGGUAAUGGAAUUGAGGGGUUGAGGACUAGAGGGAAGGUGGUGGCGGAGCUGGCGUCGGAUGAGAGAGUGGUUGCCUUGUUUGCUAGUGAGUCUGUGGCGAAAGAGAGGACGGCCAUGCAUGCUGUUCUUUGGAAUUGUGGUUCAGGUAAUUUCGAAUUGAAAGAUUAUGAAACGAGUGCUGAGAUGUUUGAGAAAUCUAUGCUUUAUAUACCUCAUGAUUUAGAGAAUAGAGUUAUUCGAGCCAAGGGCUAUCGAGUUUUGUGUCUCUGUUACCUUGGUCUCACUCAACUUGAUCGAGCUCAAGAAUAUAUCAAUGAAGCAGAAAAGCUUGAUCCAAACAUCAUAUGUGCUUUCCUUAAGUUCAAAAUCUGUUUGCAAAAGAAUGAUCAUUGUGGCGCUACCAAUCAGAUACAAAAAAUGAUCAGCUGCCUAGAUUUCACUCCAGAUUUCCUGUCUCUUGCAGCUCAUGAGGCUGUUGCUUCCCGUGCUCUUCCUGUUGCUGUUGCUGCUCUUUCGAACUUAUUAAAUUUUUACAACUCUGGGAAACCGAUGCCAACAACAGAAGUUGUAGUGCUACGCACAUUGGUCACAAUUCUCUCCCAAGACCUUGAUAAAGAGGCUGAAGUCCUCAAAUUCUUGAAACAAGCACACAAGAGAGCUUCUGAACUUGGAGCUGAGAGCUUUUUUGGGAAAGGUGAGGUUGGAAGACGAGAACGAAACUGGUUUGCCGUAACUUCAUGGAAUUUUGGAGCAAAGUGUGGGAAGGAAAAGAACUACGAGUUAUGUGCUGAAUUCCUUAGAUUGGUUUCUGGAUUUUAUAGUCGUAUGGGUGAUGGACAAAUGGAAGAAAACAAUGUCACCAUUUGCAAAUCAUUGAUCAUGACUGUCUCUGCUAUGAUCGCUUCAGAGAACCAAAAUACGACUCCAUUGCCAGAUGCUGAAGUAAAGCAUGCUGUUGAGCUGCUAGAAAGAGCAGGGAAGAUACUUACGUCACUAUCAAUGGGGAACAUUGAAGGUGAUAUCCAUUUCAUAUACGUGCUCAAUGCCUAUGAUAUGCAUGGAAGACUGAAUAAUUUAGAGUCCCAACAUCAUAUUGUGAAGAACUUUGCUGGCACAAAGACUUGCAGUCCUCAAUAUCUUCUCCAAAUUGGCCUGAAUGCCUCGCAAGGUCCAAGGUUCAAUGCUGAAGUAGCAACCUUUGCCCUCAGCGAGUGCCUCUCAGGCUUCCUUUCUUCCCCCUCUCCAAACUACCAGGAUGUGGCUCUCAUUGUCCGAAGAUUGAUUGCCAUAGCUAGUAUUCACAAGGGUAACACAGAUGACGAUGCAGUGCUCGGUAUGUACAAGCAAGCAUACCGAAUAAUGGUUGGGUUGAAGGAAGGGGAAUAUCCAACUGACGAGGGUAAAUGGCUCGCAAUGACUGCGUGGAAUCGGGCAGCCAUACCUGUAAGAAUGGGAGAGAUCAAUGUGGCAAAGAAGUGGAUGAAUGCUGGGUUGGAACUUGCCAGGAAGGUUGCUGGGAUGGAAACUUAUCAGGCAUACAUGGAGGAUUAUGUUGCUGACUUCGAAAAGAAAUUUCAUACGCAGAUUGCUGGUGAAAUACAGCCUCAACAGGUACAGUAGCAGGUACACAUCCAUACAUUUAACAAUAUUUCUUGAGUAGAAUAGUUUUUAUAUAUAUAGAUUGAUAGAGAUAUCAGAGCUAAAUGUAAUGCUAGAGGAAAAAGAACAUGAGCAUUUUACUCUGCUAGGGUUAGGCAUUAAAAUGACAGAAAUCCA
Molecule: messenger RNA, 3011 nt
Organism: Gossypium raimondii (Peruvian cotton)
Lineage: Eukaryota; Viridiplantae; Streptophyta; Magnoliopsida; Malvales; Malvaceae
Product: TPR repeat-containing protein ZIP4
Exons: 5
Coding region: 9-2855 (948 amino acids)
Biological process (GO): regulation of synaptonemal complex assembly; meiotic cell cycle
Molecular function (GO): protein binding
Source: RefSeq, a predicted model, not a curated record